UAUUUUAUUUUUAAUAUUUUACUGUUAUGCGGUGCUGUCUUGAAGAUGGUGGGACUUGGGGGACUCUAAGACUAUAACUUUAUAUAUUUAUGAUUAUAUGGCCACAAAAUGCUCUUAUCAGUGCUUACUUCAAAAAGAAAAGGAUAUCAAAAUCUUGGAAUGCACGCCAUAUAAACGGAUUUAGAUUAAUACCUAUUGUUUUAACAAAGAUAAAUUUUUCUUACGUCCAAAUACAUGUUAAAUGAAGAUUAUAGCAAAGGACUUAAAGUAUAAGUGUAUAUCUGAGGAUGAAGCAAAAAAAUACUAUUUUUAAUUUUAAUAGGUAUCUUUGAAUUAAUUGCAGAGGUGAAUUUUGGUUCAUCCUAAAUUAAUUUUUCUAUUUUACUAUUAGAUAUUUACGCCAAAAAUUACGUAACUUCCGAAAAAUUCAAUUUAUGAUGCACUAUAACGUUGGUAGAAUGAACGAAAACACUCGAAAAUAAAUUGGCAUCGAAUUCUAAACUGAUCUAUAACUGGAGUUGUGUUAUUGUAAUGUAAUUACGCACCGUGGCGAUGUGCUGUGUGUAUGUGAUUUUUUCAAAUUUUCCUAUUGUUACCGAUCACACUUGGUACAACGAUUCUUUUUGUCCACGAAAUUUCACAACCGAUAUCAAUAUAAGUGAUUUUGAAAGUUUAGACGCCGAAAAUAUUCUCAUCAAAGUUAUUUUAAGUCAAAUUAUUAUUUUUAUUGUCUAUUUACUAAUUCAACUAGCGUCGAAAUACAAAUACUUUCACGUAAUAGGACAAGAGCAACAGAUCUGUGCGGAAAAUAAAGCGUCCGAAAACUUAUCACGUGAACCGAUAAUUUUAAAAUUAAUUUCUAUUUCUGUUGGACCAAUAAUAUGCCGGGACAUAGUUAAAAAUUCUAGCGAAUAUUCGAAAAUAGUUGGAGACCAUGACGACCACGAAAGCAUUGACGACUAUGGAAUUGGAGGAUAUAUGCCCGUUCAACCUCAACAAAUCCUUCACCGAAAGUACAAGGUCCUUAGAAAACUAGGCUUUGGUCAUUUCUCUACAGUAUGGUUGUGUGAAAAUAUACAAAACAAUAUUUAUAGUGACAAAUCCUAUUUAGCAGUUAAAAUAGUGAAGGCAGCUUCGGCGUUUUGCGAAGUAGCAACAGACGAAAUCAAAAUACUCGGAUUUGCAAUGGGCAACGACAGAAAUCACAUUGGUAGAAAACAUAUCGUCGAAUUCUUUUGCAAUUUUACUGAAACUAGCGUUAAUGGACCUCACGUUUGUAUGGGGUUCGAGCUAAUGGGACCAUCUUUAUAUCGACUCAUCGUUCAAAGCGAUUUUCAAGGAAUCCAAUUAUCUGGAGUUCGAUCAAUAAUGAAGCAGGUUCUUAGAGGACUGGUGUAUUUACACAAUUCCUGUCGAAUUAUUCACACCGAUCUUAAACCAGAAAACAUUUUAAUUACAGUAAAUGAGUGUUACAUUCGAAAACUCGUUGAUGCGGCUUACAGGUGUAACAGAGAAAAAGUACCGAACGAGUGCGAAAACGAAGACUACGAUGAUUUCGAGGAGUUGAAUUUUAGACGCAACAAAUCGUAUCCAGAAGAUGAUUUUAUGAGUGCCCUUGAGGGACACGCGAGUCGGCAUACUCGAGAAGUCGGACUUUAUUCCCCAAUGUGGGUUGAUCCAAAUAUACAAGUAAAAAUAGCCGACUUAGGGAACGCAUGUUGGGCGGACAAACACUAUUCCCACGAAAUUCAAACUAUGCAAUAUCGCGCUCUUGAGGUCAUUUUAGGGGCAAAUUAUAGUUUUGCUGCUGAUAUGUGGUCUGUAGGUUGUAUAGCUUUCGAAUUAGCAACUGGUGAAUAUCUUUUUUGUCCAAAAACUAAAGCAAAUUAUUCUUCAAACGAUGACCACAUAGCAUUAAUAUGGGAACUGCUUGAUGGCAUUCCGAAAUAUAUUACAAAGAGGGGAAUAAAUUCUCAUUUGUACUUUACCUCGGAAGGGAAACUGAGAAAUAUUCCUGAAUCGCAAAUGAGAAUUUGGAAGUUAGAAAACGUUUUAAUAGAGAAAUAUAAAUGGAGAAAAUUGGAUGCAAUUUGGUUUUCUGGUUUUAUUCUCAGUUUAAUAGAACCUGAUCCGGACCUUCGUUCUAAAGCAUCGACUGCCCUAACUAAUGAAUGGCUUCAAACUGAUGAUUCCUCGUAAUACCAACGGCCUUGUUUAAUACAAAUAAAAAAAGACUGAUUCGUUUCCUUCUACCAUGUAAAAAUUUCGUUUUUGUUUUUCUUUUAU
Agrilus planipennis (emerald ash borer) is the source of this 2286-nucleotide messenger RNA. RefSeq names its product SRSF protein kinase 1-like. The transcript is spliced from 7 exons. The coding region runs from base 553 to 2199 and encodes 548 amino acids. Lineage: Eukaryota; Metazoa; Arthropoda; Insecta; Coleoptera; Buprestidae. Gene Ontology annotation, biological process: spliceosomal complex assembly; regulation of mRNA processing; protein phosphorylation. The record is from RefSeq and is a predicted model, not a curated record. Gene Ontology annotation, molecular function: ATP binding; protein kinase activity.